Messenger RNA from Ceraceosorus guamensis, 1050 nucleotides. RefSeq lists its product as hypothetical. Gene Ontology annotation, molecular function: peptidyl-tRNA hydrolase activity. Lineage: Eukaryota; Fungi; Basidiomycota; Exobasidiomycetes; Ceraceosorales; Ceraceosoraceae. Bases 346 to 813 code for a protein of 155 amino acids. The record is from RefSeq and is a predicted model, not a curated record. The transcript has 4 exons.
CCACCAUCUCGUGACUGACACUAGCAAAAAUCAUUCGCAGUAAGAAGCGCUUGGACACGGGCUCUCAAGGAACGACAGAGUCUCGGACAAGAGGUCCUACAAGAGGGCAAAGGCAUCAGCCGCAUGUCUCUAAAGACCUGCGCAAAGAGCUACAAGGUCAGCUCGAUCUGCUCGUUCAAAAAGCGCCAGCUCUCACAACAUUUCCAUUCGAGACCCCCAAUAAACGUGCAUCACGUAGCUUGUACUCCCACUGCUCUACCGACUCGCUUACCCCUGAUCAAAGCAAUGAGCAGCGCUGCGACUUCCUCCCCCCCCUCGGCUGGGACGAAGGAAAAGCAAGCGGAAAUGUCGGACAUUGCUGUUCAGGCUGCUGGCCCAACGCCCCUCGUCAUGCAGCUGAUCGUCGAUCGCUCCCUCACACAACCUGUUCAAGAUGGAGGUUGGCCCAGAGGCCCACUCAUGUCACAAGCUGCCCACGCAGCAGUCGCGGUCAUCUCGAGAUCGCUAGAUCAAUCCCUCACCCAGGCUUACAUCUCCAGUACGACGGGCGCCCUGGAAUCCAUGCACAAAAUCGUCCUAGUAACCUCGCCCAAGCAGACCAUCCGAGAACUGAGCAGCAAGCUGGAUGAAGCCAGACAAGCCGCCGCUAAUGCUGCUUCCACCGCAGGCCAAGAAGACACCGAGCAUUUUCCGCUGCAUCACUUGUGGAUCGAGCAGCCUGAAAACAUUCCGACAGUCCUAGCCAUCGCUCCCAAUCGCAAGCCCGCGGCUCUCAAAAAGAUCCUGAACAAAUGUACACUGCUUCGCGAUUGACACCACCAACAGUGAAAGCGGAAGCCGCUUCUCAUGAUCCUUCAUGAAGAAAAAGCUGCUCACAAAAAGGUCAUCGGAGAGCACUAGUAGCAAAAUCUUGCAUUUUGAGGAGGCCAAGAAAAGCGCCAAGACGGACGAGCUUGUGCUGAUGUGCGACGUGAAAGCGGAAAGCAGAAGAAAGUGACGAAGUUUGCAGCAGCGGGAGUGCGUGUCGCUGCACAGCCUGGAAACGUCUAG